AGUCCAGCUGCCCUGUGCUGAAGGAAAAAGUCGCCUGGCCACGAAACCAUCCGGGUGCUGGAGACGUGCACCCACCCAUCCUGGCGGGCCUUGCGGGAGGACCAACAGCAGGAGGGCUUUCCGCCAGGCCCUGGGGUUGUACUUUCAUGCACCAGCAGCCACCCCCAUCCGCCUUAUGCAAGUCGGUACCCGCCCUUGGCAGAAGCCGGCUUUCUCAUCAGCGUCUUUAGAUUUUCCCACACUCAGCCUAAGCGUUGCUUCUCCACGGAUCGGUUUGGAGGUUGCUAUGUUAAUACUGCUCAUCUUUGGAGUAUUGCUUCAUGAAGUCCCACUGAGUGGCCAAGAUGCACCUCCUCCAGAGACUCCCAGCAUUCCUGGCAAACCUCUAUAUGACUAUGCCAGCAUCCACUUGCCAGAGGAGCACAUUCCCUUCUUUUUGCACAGCAAUAGGCAUAUUGCCACUGUCUGUAAGAAAGACUCCCUUUGUCCAUAUAAGAAACACUUAGAAAAUCUAAAGUACUGCUGGGGUUAUGAGAAAUCCUGCAAGCCAGAGUUCAGGUUUGGUUACCCUGUUUGCAACUAUGUUGACAUGGGAUGGACGGACACUCUUGAGUCUGCUGAGGACAUAUUCUGGAGACAAGCUGACUUUGGAUUUGCCCAAGAACGGCUGGAGGAGAUACAUGUGCUCUGUCAGCCUAAGAACACAAGUGACUCAAGCCUGAUAUGUUCCCGUUACCUUCAGUACUGCAGAGCAACCAAUCUCUACCUUGAUUUACGAAACAUCAAGAGAAAUCACGACAGAUUUAAGGAAGAUUUCUUCCAGAGUGGUGAAAUUGGGGGGCACUGUAAACUUGACAUUCAUACAUUGAUGUCUGAAGGCCAGCGCAAGAGCCCUCUGCAGUCAUGGUUUGCUGAGUUACAAAGCUAUACUGAGCUCAACUUCAGACCUAUAGAAGGUGCUGAAUGUGACAUUGUUAUUGAAAAACCAACGUAUUUCAUGAAACUAGAUGCAGGUGUUAACAUGUAUCACCACUUCUGUGACUUUGUCAAUCUUUAUAUCACUCAACAUGUUAAUAAUUCCUUCAGUACAGAUGUGUAUGUCGUGAUGUGGGACACUAGUACUUAUGGAUAUGGUGACCUGUUCUCUGACAUGUGGAAAGCAUUUACUGAUUAUGAUAUUAUUCAUCUGAAAACAUACGAUUUCAAAAGGGUAUGUUUUAAAGAAGCUAUUUUUUCAUUACUCCCCCGCAUGAGGUAUGGGCUGUUCUAUAAUACUCCUCUGAUAUCUGGCUGUCAAAAUACCGGAUUAUUCAGGGCAUUUUCCCAGCAUGUACUACACAGAUUAAACAUCACACAAGAGGGACCCAAGGAUGGAAAAAUUCGAGUCACCAUUCUUGCACGGAGCACAGAAUAUCGAAAAAUCCUAAAUCAAAAUGAGCUUGUAAAUGCACUGAAAACUGUGUCUACAUUUCAAGUCCAGAUUGUUGAUUACAAGUAUAAAGAACUUGGAUUUUUAGAUCAACUAAGGAUCACACACAACACGGACAUAUUUAUUGGCAUGCACGGAGCUGGUCUUACCCAUUUACUUUUCCUUCCAGACUGGGCUGCUGUAUUUGAACUGUACAACUGUGAAGAUGAACGCUGUUACUUAGACUUGGCCAGGCUGAGAGGCAUCCACUACAUCACUUGGCGGAGGCAGAACAAAGUCUUUCCUCAGGAUAAGGGCCACCAUCCAACGCUGGGAGAGCACCCCAAGUUUACCAACUAUUCUUUCGAUGUGGAAGAAUUUAUGUACCUGGUCCUUCAGGCUGCAGACCACGUACUGCAACACCCAAAAUGGCCAUUUAAGAAGAAACGUGAUGAAUUAUAAAUGCAGAGUCUGUUUGCAAAGAGAGAUUUGCAGUUAAAUCGGCAAAACAACCUGCUAUUUCCUAGCCCCAAAUGACCUUUUCUACACCAAAACAUACCUUCGAGAUGUUAUGGGUUUUAUAGUCUUUAAGUGUUUCCUAUGAUUUUUUUGAGACAUUGCUAUUUAUUAAUAGCAAUAAAUUUGCACUGAAAGCUUUACUUUUUGUGUUCAAAAAUUGAGUAUGGGUUCACUGGUGUAUUCUUGUUAAGGAUACCAAAGUUUUCAACUUUUCAGCUUUAGAAUUUGUAAGUGUUUUUGUAGAAUAUGUGAUUAUGAUUCUGGAGUGUUUCCAUUUGUUUAUGAUAUAUUUGGGUAAAUUUCCAACUGCUCUUGUGUUUGUUAUAAUCUGUUUGUAACACCGAUUAUGGUAGGACAGGAAAAUGUGCACAAUACACGCAUGCAUGUGUGCGCGCUUGUGUACACACACACACACACACACACACAC
Carlito syrichta (Philippine tarsier) is the source of this 2354-nucleotide messenger RNA. RefSeq names its product EGF domain specific O-linked N-acetylglucosamine transferase (gene EOGT). The record is from RefSeq and is a predicted model, not a curated record. NCBI's taxonomy places the organism in Eukaryota, Metazoa, Chordata, Mammalia, Primates, Tarsiidae. The transcript is spliced from 16 exons. Gene Ontology annotation, molecular function: protein N-acetylglucosaminyltransferase activity. The coding region runs from base 176 to 1870 and encodes 564 amino acids. Gene Ontology annotation, cellular component: endoplasmic reticulum lumen.